AUGGAAGAAGGAAUCAAUGAGAUGCCCGAUCGCUUCACUCAUAUCAUUAAUGGUCUCAAAGCUAUUGGGAAGAUAUAUCCCAACAAUGAGAUGAUCAACUACAAUGCAAAGGAAAUCAAAGGAAUUCCAAAAAAGGUGGGAGUUGCUCUGAAAUCAAAAACCUUUGAGAAGAAUGAAGAAUUAUUGGAGUAUGAGAGGGAAUUUUUGCGACUCAGUAAGUAUGCCCGGGAAUGUAUAUUGACAAAGGUUGCUAUGUGUACUCGACUUGAAGAUGGCCUAAAUGAAGAUGUCAAGCUGUUAGUUGGGAUUUUAGAGUUAAAAGAAUUUGUGGUUUUAGUUGAUCGAGCGCAGAAGGCCGAGAAACUUAGUAAAGUAAAGAGAAAAGUCGAUACUGAGGCUCGUGAUUCAAGGAAAGUGACCUAUUGGAAAAUCAUUCUCAUACUGAAAGAAGGGUCGUGUUUUAAAUGCGGUUCUUUUGAGCAUUAUCUUAGAGAUUGCCUUGAAAGGACCGACAAAGAAAAGACUCAGACUACUCGUCCGAGUAAUACAACUGCGAAAGGGAGACCACCUCGAAACACUGGAAAUACGGGUAACAGUCGCAGUGGGACAAAAGAUCCUACUGUGAGAUCUGAGGCACGGACGCCAACUAGGGCUUAUGUAAUUUGUGCUCGAGAGGAAGCUUCAACACUUGACAUGAUCACCGGUACAUUUUCUAUCUUUGAUACUAAUGUUAAUGCUUCGAUUCACCCGGGGUCAACGCACUCAUAUGUAUACACAACUUUAGUGUCAGAUAAGGAAUUACCUUUCGAGUCUAUUGAGUUUGUAGUUAAAGUAACGAACCCUUUAGGUCAGUAUGUGUUAGUUGAUAAAGUCUGUAAAAAUUGUCUUUUGAUGAUUCAGGCUUGCAAAUUUCCAGUUGAUUUGAUGUGA
Molecule: messenger RNA, 930 nt
Organism: Gossypium raimondii (Peruvian cotton)
Lineage: Eukaryota; Viridiplantae; Streptophyta; Magnoliopsida; Malvales; Malvaceae
Exons: 4
Coding region: 1-930 (309 amino acids)
Molecular function (GO): zinc ion binding; nucleic acid binding
Source: RefSeq, a predicted model, not a curated record